Molecule: messenger RNA, 1677 nt
Organism: Fusarium odoratissimum NRRL 54006
Lineage: Eukaryota; Fungi; Ascomycota; Sordariomycetes; Hypocreales; Nectriaceae
Product: glutathione S-transferase
Exons: 2
Coding region: 290-922 (210 amino acids)
Cellular component (GO): cytoplasm
Source: RefSeq, a predicted model, not a curated record
GACGAUCAAUCCCAUCAGCAAUUACUCCAUCAGGAAAUAAUCACAGUACCAAAAACAUCAAUACUUCAGCCUCACUGCAUCAGACCAACAUCAAUCAUGAAAAAGAAAGUUACACAAGAUGCGUCACCCCCUCUCGUGCCUUAUCAAUCAAACACCCGAAAUGACGCAACCACUCCUCGCGCUUCGGACGUAUUUCAAAGCCGAUGGUGCAAUAUUGCGAAAUGCCGAUUUGAAUUAAUAAUGCAGCGCUGCUUCGCUGCCUCACUUCCGAAUUUCCGUACAGAGAGAAAUGGCGGGGUUGUUUAGUACAAGAAUUACAAGUCCUGCUAGGAAUUUGCUCUUUUCAAAUACCUUUACCAAACAAAUUACUACUCGACGUAUCAACACGGCUAUCAAAAUGGGCUCUCAACCUCAAGCAGACAUCACCCUCUACACCAACCACGCGUGCCCUUUCGCGCACAGGGCACACAUCACCCUCGCCGAACUUGGUCUCCCCGUCAGGGAGGAAAUCAUUGAUCUCAACACGCCCCGAUCCCCAGAAUACUUGCAGAUCAACCCCCGCGGCCUCGUCCCAACCAUCAUCUACAAUGGCGAGAUCAUCACCGAGUCCGCCAUCGUCGCUCAGUUCCUCGCAGAUGCGCACCCCAGCCAUCUCCUCCCCGCGUCUACGGACAAGAACGGUCCGUUGACCAGAGCGAGGGUGGCCUUCUUCGCCGAUGCGUACUCGAACAAGGUCCAGGCGCAUAUCGGCAAGGCUAUUUACAGGGCCCAGACGGAGGAGGAGGUUAAUCAGGCUGUGGACGAUGCCGUUGCUGGUAUCGUUAAGGAGGUUGAGCCUCUUCUCAAGAAUGCGGCGCCUUUUUUCAACGGGAGCGAUAAGCUCACCUUUGCAGAGGUACCCAAACCAAAGAACCCGGAAUGAUAUAGCGAUGGAUAGGUAGCUAACGAGAAACAGGUCCUUGUAGCUCCAUUCGUCAUUCGACUGCUAUCCUCCGCCAAGCACGGCCUCCUGCCAACCAAUCUCCCCUCCCGCCUCGAGAAAGAGACUCCCAACUUCUACAAGUGGGCACAAGCCAUCAGCAAGAACCCCAGCGUCCUGAAGAUCUACGACGAGGACCGAGUUGUUGAGGCAAGCAAGAGAGUGAGAGCCAAGUUUGCCAGCAAGGCCUAAGACUAAGAUCAAGGUGGGCUAUGUAUAGCCCAAGAUAAAUGACUGACCGCACGAUCCUUGCCUUCGCAAUGGGGUAUGUUAAAUCGCAAUGCAAGGAUCAAGAUUAAUGUAUCCGAAACUUGAGAGACAUUGACUGAUAUUCGGAGAGACGUUGCGAGAAUGAGUGCAAAUUGAGUUGCCCUUUAUGUUAUGGUUAUCAUGAUUUAAAAAAGUUUAAACCCGAAUAUGCAGAGCCUCCCGCUGCAUUAGUCCCAAUUUCCAGAUCUUGCAUUUCACCAAGCGCCAAUGAAAAUAUCCCACUUCCCGCCCCCCUUUCCCCCUGUCGAUCUACGACUCACCUCACCAAUGUUCCAUUUGCCAUGUUCAUAUUUAGCAACAGCUUCUCUUGAAUUCAAAUUUCAAUUCAGCCAAGAUUCCCAAGUGGAUAUGCCAAUUCGUUAGCCCGUCCUAUAUCCUAGCUCUAAUUUCAGCACUCAGGUCAAACAGUCAUGUCCACUAAGGGAAGA